AAUCAUUUCUAAAAUAAAACAAAACAAAACAGUAAACAGUAACCCAAAGUGAUGACAUGAUAUUACUAUCAGAAUCAGUGGUCAAUUAUAAAUAGGCCUAAGCAGUGGUAAAUUAGACAAAAAAUCCUUGAUUAAUGAUCAUGGCUAAUCAUUUUUUUUGUUUUGCGUUCUUUUACUUUACCAUAGUUCGUAAAUUAAUCAAUUUGCCUAAUUUUAAUUUAAGUAUUUUCUAAACGUCUCAACUCAAUAGAAUAAAAUAAUUUUAAUUAUGAAGUCUAAGUCAGUCCAAGUUUAAGUCUAAAAAGUCUUAGUCUAAGUGCUUUGAGUUUGCGUGAGUUGAGUAGACCAGAACUAAUACUAAUACUACUACUAAUUAUAAGACUAAGACAAAUUCAGUGUGAGUGUCACCUGUCCAGUGACAAGACCAGAGUUAGAGUCUUUAUUAAUUUAUUUUUCUAAAGGCCGGCACUACGUACACCGAGGCGGUGUACCUAGCGAAACUAUUGACUUUGGCCUGCGUACACCGCGGCGAUUUAAAGUAGCAAAACCAUGUUCUUUGUGAGUCUUUAACUUUUUGGGCUAACCUGUACUUGUGUGUAAAAAUGAAUGGGAAGCCAGUGUAUCUAUUUUGUUAGCACCAAGGCCAAGAUAUAAUUACGCCACAAAGACAUUACGGGAAGAGAAUCACAUACAUUGAUCAUGAAGUUGUGAAGUUAAAGUUGUCCGAGGCAUUGUCAUUGUGAUAUCAAGCGAUUUUCAACACAAAACAACAGUAUGAUCAUUAUGAUGAUCAGUACGAAACACUGCACUGAUUUUUAAAAGUUUUUAAUAAUAACUAAAUAUUAUUGAAUUCGUUUUUCAUUGGCAUUACACAUUAGUAAAAAAAAAAAUGCAGGCAGACAUCAGCACCCCCCUCUCUCCAGGUUGGGUGGGGGGGGGGGUGCAAAAGGUAAGUUAGUUGUACGGACAUCCUUUGUGGACAACCCCUAUCCAGAGCCGUGAUUUGUGUAGGCCCCCUUUUUGGUUAAGCCUCUACCCAUAACUCACACCCACCCCCUGGCAUGGAUCGAUUUCUUAACAAAAAACAAUAUAUAAAAAAACUUUGAAAUAGCGCAAAUCCUGUCCCUAACGCAUUGUGCAAUGGUUUCUGUGAGAAAACGUUGUGUUUUACCCUGAGAAUAGCACAUGCCAUGCCAUUCUGGAAACGAAUUCCGUCAUGAACAGGGUAAACACAGACCUAUGGCUUUGCUAUACAGUUUGCUACCGCGCCGUAAGUUUCUAAAAUCGUAAUGUUUUCAAAAGAUUUGCUGUGAGACUGAGGGUUGUGAAUGAACCGUUGAUAUCGUGUGUACAUUUUGCCAAUGCAUAGUGAAAGCAAGAUGGUUGAAAUACAACCAUGCACAUUAAUAUUCAUAUGAUAUUAUUGAUAUACUGGUGUUUGGGUGUUCGUAAAAGUAAAAUUUAAAUAUUCAACUACACGAAGAAUGUUGAAAUACAAUAAAAUAUCACAUAUAUUUAAAAUGUUUAAAUUGCUACAAAAUAUUAAAAAACUACUCAUGAAACUACUGUUGCAAAUGAUCAUGAUAAUUUAAAUAUAAAAUAUUUUUAAUUAAUGGGAAGAAAAAAAACCCCGAUCUCCAACUGGGAAUUGAUCUCAAAAUAUAUCACCAGCAUCCACUCUACCACUUGACCACAUAAGAUCUUGCCUAACAUGCAUAUUAUCUUAAAACAAGGCCAAUGGUCAAUGGUACAUUUUUGCAGCAGUGUACCCAGGCCAAAGCCCACGAUUUCGCUAAGUACACUGCCGCGGUUUACGCAGGCCAAAGCAGAUGGUUUCGCUAGGUACACCGCCACGGUGUACGCAUCCACUUCGUUUUUUAAAAUGUAAAAUUUACAACAAUUAAAAUGAUAAUGAAUGUGAAUGAUAAAGUUUUGAUGGCUUAGUUAAGAUUAACGAUCCUAUUCCCGCUGUUUCCUGCUGGCAUCUUGAUCCCCAGGGUAUAAAAAAGCAUUUACUUUUUUAAUUUUAAGCCAUAAAUCCCUGAUGAUUUAUAUUUAUAGUCAUUAGUGUAGUCUUUACUUUGACUUGAGUCAUGUAUAAAAUGACAGACUGAAGAAUAUGUUUUUGUAAACAUGGGUCAUGGACCGAUUGGCAAUAAAAUAUUAUAAUUUCAGUAGGCUUUUUUUUUCUUAGCCUUAUCUCUAUUUUGAAAACAUAAUAUUUUUAAUGUCGUAGACGCCUCUGAGUCUAAGCUCUUCGAGGUCCCCGGACGGUCCUUUAACAGAGGAAGGGUACCACGAGGUAGUCCCCCUGGAAAGUUUCGCCCUAGCUGCAAACUAUCCUGCUACACCAGGAAUGUCAAAGGGGUAGCUCCCAAGAAUCACCUUACAAUAGUCUAUGACUAUGAUUUUCUUCUUCGCAAAUUGUGGGGGUAACUACUGCUUAAACUCAUAUAUUUUGCAGUAAAGGCUAAUAAAAAGUUUGCCGACCCCUGCAUUAAGGUGUCUUUUUGGGACCGCUUGUACUUUGGUUAUCAUAUUUUUUCUGAUAACUGAACAGGGUCAUGGAAAGGUUUCGUUAACGAAGUUUGUGCAUAGAAUAAAAUAUAUUUUUACCUUAUAGUUAAGGGGCUUUAUUGUAACCAUGCAGCAAACUGUACUGAGAUCAGCUGAUUGAUAUAAAACAAAUAUGGUUAGGACUGGAAUUCUUUUCAGCAAAAUGUGGUUGUAUAUUGACUAAAAUAGAUAACUGUCACAAAGAAUAAAAUCUGAGAUCAAUUUUUCUUUGCAGGCAUGUAUUCAGUAAUAUAUUGCCUAUUAAUUACCACAUUUUGCAAUCUUUGUCUGGUCACUUCAUGUGCAAUAAGUAUCUUUAUUUUACCUGGGCUGUGCUACAGAAUCUGAAUUAUUUUUCUUUAUUUUUAUGCUAAUUCACCUUGCCAUGCAAAUUGUGUACAAUGUUUUAAAAAUUAAAGGGAAGUUUGAAAAAUUGACACUUUACCGUAAUAAAAAAAUGUAAAUAUAUUGGUCUAUAUCAUAUAUCUGUUUUAUUUCAAAUUUAUACACAAUUUAAUUUGAAAAACAGUAUUCAUUGUAUUAGACAGUGACAAUUUAAAUGUUGAAAAUAUUGGUGUUUCGCCAUAGUCCAGCACUGCUAAAUGUAUUUAAAGGUAAAUUGCUGUGUUUGACAAGUUUCAAGUGGAUACAUUUGCAGGUAUUAUGUUUAAAAUAAGUUUUUCCAAAAAAUUAAUUAAAUAUGAUAGAAUUUAACAAAUUUUUUAAUUUAGAUUUUCUAAUAUUUCCUUUUUGUUCUAAAAUAGAAAAUAUAAGAAAUUCAAUAAUUUAGGGACUGAUGAUGUUUUUUAAUUGUAGAUUUAUAUCACUGUAAAGCAUACAGGAAAUGUAAGUAGCAGGUGAUAAUUAUACACACUAUAUUAUGCUAUAAUCAGGACAAGCUGCAAUAACAGGAUAGGUUAGAUAAAGUUUAAUCCUAUUCCUAUGCAUGUGAGAUCAUAGUUUCAAACAGAAGCACAAUAUUUCCAAAUCAUACCAAACCUCUAAUUUGAAAUUUCACCUGCAGCACAAGAGUAUGGUAUCAGACAAAGAUUUGGCAUGUGCAGCCAUUGACAGAGAAAGCAAAUACCUACGAAACAUAAGUUUAGAUAUAUGGGAGCAUCCAGAACUUUGCUUCCAAGAGCAUCAUGCCCACCAGGUGCUCACAGAUCUUUUGCUGUCAAAAGGCUUUCAGGUAUGAAAAGGUAGAAUUUCCAUAAUAAUUUUUUUUUUAAUGACCUUUGCCUCAAAUUAUAUCAUAAGAAUAAUUUAAUGUUGUUUUUUUUUAUUUUUCAAUAGGUUGAGAAAAAUUACAAAUUGGAAACAGCUUUUAAAGCAACAGCAACAAGCCAUGAGAUUGAUCCUGACUCUCCGAAUAUAGGUAUUAAUAGCUGGGUGAUUAAAAGAUUCACUUUGACUUACUUACAAAAGAAUUUAUUUGCUUUGAUAGAGUAUUAUUUACAGGGUACAAAUGAUAAAAUUCCGUAGUUAAAUUACUUUAAUAUUUGGUUUAUUAUUAAAUUACAUAAGGUAAAGUUAAAUAAUUCGCUCUGCAAUUUGUUCUUUUCCAAAUCUAGACUUAUGUUACUUCCCAUGCAUAAGUUUUGGUAUUGUUUUAUCAUAGGUGUGAUGUGUGAGUAUGAUGGCCUACCUGGCAUUGGACACGCCUGCGGUCACAAUCUCAUAGCUAUAAUGGGAAUAGCCAUCUCAUUAGGAAUAAAAGAAGCUUUGGAUAAAGGAAAUAUCAAGGGAAAGGUGUGUGGAUUCCUUUUUUUAAAAAUAUCUUUACCAUGGAAAGUUUAGAUAAAAUGGUUGAAAACCUCAGGACUACUUUACAAAUACCUUAAAAAGUAGAGAGGAAUCUACAAGUUCUUAAACUAAUUUCCGUUUUUAAUCAUUUGUUAAGGUCAAAUGAAUCAUAUUUUUGUUGAAAAUCUGAACUAAAUUAUUUCCCCUACUCCUAAAGGUGACUGUUCUUGGCUGCCCAGCUGAGGAAGGUGGUGGAGGUAAGAUUGACCUCAUCAAUGCUGGGGCUUACAAUGACAUGGACGUGGCAUUGAUGGCCCACCCAUCACAGUACAGUGUCCCUAAACCAGUUUAUGUUGCCAUGAGUCCGUAAGUGGUAUGAUUGAGUUUGUAUGUGCCAUUAUUGAGUCUUCAAGUGCCAUGAUUCCAUAAGUGCCAUGAUUGAGUCCAUAAGUGCCAUGAUUGAAUCCAUAAGUGCAAUGAAUGAGUCCAUAAGUGCCAUGAUUGAAUCCAUAAGUGCCAUGAUUGAGUCCAUAAGUGCCAUGAUUGGUUUUGGUGGUACGGAAAGGCACACCAACUGCAUUGUCUGUUCUUUUAUAAGUAAAAAAGAAUUUACAUUUUUUUUUAAAUUUUUUAAAAGUUAAGGGAAUAAGAAUGCUUAGGAAACAUUUUUAGAGCUAAAAAUAUUUUUGAUUUAGAGGAAAAAGUUAUAUAUUUCCAACACAUGGUAAAAAAUAAUUUAAAAUAUUUUAAUGUUUGAGAAAAAAAUUCAAUAUUUUCAAUACAUGGUUAAGGUUAUUACAAAUAUUUUUUUCAAAGUUAUUUUCAUGAGCAGAUGUUGCUGAUGGUUAUUAUUUAAUGUUCAGACCUCAUAAAAUUAUUAAUAGAUAAUACUAUACUUAAAAGAUGCUUAAGUCUUUAAAAAAAAUACAGUUAAAACAUUAGUAAAAUAGUUAAAUAUUGACAUUGACAGUGCUGAAGAAGUGAAGUUUAGUGUAAAUAAUUAAGUGUCAAGACAAUUUGUUUACUUGAAUGUUUCCAAUCAGGGUGAGAGUCAAGUACCAGGGUAAGGCAUCCCAUGCGGCCAGUUAUCCUUGGAAUGGAAUCAAUGCCUUGGACGCUGCUGUUUUAUGUUAUCAAAAUGUCUCAUGCAUGAGACAACAGCUGAAACCAGCCUGGCGAGUCCAUGGUGAGAUAACAUUUGAGGAGAUGAGACAUCAAAAUGUGCACUGUCAUUCUUCAUCUUAACAUUCUAUUUUCUUUCAUCUUUGAUUCAUGAUGAUUUGCAUAAAAGUUUAUUCAUUUGAUUGUUGUUCCAUGUGUUGAUCUGCACAUAAUAAUAUUAUCAUGAUUCCUAUUCUUUGUAAAAUUAAUUUUUUAUAGGAACCACACCAUAUUUACUGUAUACCUGCAUGGCUGUGAUGUAACACAAAACUAACAGAUUUCAAUCGAAAUAGUUCAGACAUUGGGUUUUUGUUUACAGAUAACAAAAUCUUUCAUUAUCAUUUGUAAAUAUAAGAGAAAGAAAACUCCAAAUGCAAACCACGGUGGUGGAAAGACAAAGUGCUCAUGAACCCAAAAUGAGUUUUUUUAAAAACAGAUGCAUGGCCAACUAUUCAGCAGAUCCCAAAUUUUCUCACCAUGUCAGCUUUCUAGUACAAAGGCACUAAACAACAGAAAUGAAGAUGUUCUAAUACAUGUUGAAGACUUUCCCUAAUUAUUUACAAAUUUUUGUUUGUUUGAAAUAUUGAAAAUCAGGUUCCUUAAUAGCUUUCAUCUUGUAAUAAAUAAAUAUUUUUUGGUCAGGUGUGAUAACAAAUGGUGGGGAGAAACCAAAUAUCAUCCCAGAAACAUCCGAACUGCUUUACUAUGCCCGAGCGCCAUGUAAGGAAGAACUCCUUGACAUUCAAAAGAGACUUGGGGGAUGUUUUGAUGCUGCUGCCGCUGCCACUGGUUGUAAAGUGAGUAUGAAUAGCUUUCUAGUCAUUAACAGCAAAAAAAAAAAUAACAAUAUUCUAUAAUUUCCCUCUGACUUAUUUGUCUCCGCUGCCUUUAUUCUGUGUUUGAACAUAAAGGGAAAUCACUCCAUUUUUCAUAUGAGCCUAAAUUUGAAGGCCAAUUGGUAACUGGAUAAUAAAAUAUUUUUAAGAAACCAAAGACAAAUAAAAUCCAGCAAUAAAUAACAUUGAAGGAGAAUCUAAUAUUAAUGGACAUGUCAGUUCAGUAACCCAAACCUCAAUUUUUAAUUUUCAAAAAAAAAAUGUUAAAAGACAAAUUUAAAUAACAUUGCUGACAUUGGAGGUCUUGGAAAUACUGCAGAGUGUUUAAAAAAAACAUGACUCAUUUGAUUUUAUCCUUUAACAGUUGUUCAGUGGUCGAGAAUAUUUGGUUUUAAUGACUUCAUUUUGGAUUGAUUGCACGUUGAUUGUUAAAUUUCUUUUUUUUUAAAUGUUACUGACAACUAUUUCCAGGUAGAUUACAGCUUUGACCCCAAAUCGUAUGACUCUCUCAUGUCUAAUGAGACUCUGGCUUCACUCUAUGUGCAAAAUGGCAAUGCCCUGGGCAUCGAGUUUGAAAAAGAUCCAGAAAAACUUUCGAAGCAAGGUGGCUCCACUGACAUGGGCAAUGUUUCCAAAGUCCUUCCCAGCAUUCAUCCUAAAUACAGUUUAAACACAGAUGUCAGCCUGCAUACAAUAGAAUUCAGAGAUAUUGCUAGUAGGUUUGAAUAGGAUCAAUAUUAACUUCCACAUAAUGGACAUAAAAUGAGAAUUUUUAUAAUUUUGAAAAAUAUGUAAUUAUUUGUAAGAUUAAUUCUAAAUUAUUCCACAGAAGUUAGUUUAUGGCUAAAGCAGUAGUUUUCAAACUAUGGUACAUUAUAUUUUUUCAAAUAGUUCAAAGUUAUGUACCCACUGAUAUCUAGACCAAAACUAAAACAUUUACAUGAUCUAAUAUUACUCUUACAGUUUAUGUAAAAACUUUCUAAUUUGUAACAACAAAAAAAAAGGAAAGUACUAUUCAGUAAUUAGUUAACUUGUUAGAAUAAAAGUUACCUCUUCAUGCCAAGAAAUGAAAUGUCUCGAUAAAAUAAACUUUUAUAUGCUCCUUUUCUUUUUAUUCUCUUUCCAAUGACCUUAAAUUUUAUACUAAAAAAAAAUUAAUGUUUUUUGUUUGGUACAAAGGUAAAUUCUUUGUGUAAAAUAAAUUAUUUUUUUAUUGAAUUUUUGUUUGAUAUUACAGAGACAGAAUCGGCACAUGAACUCACUCUAGUCCAUGCCAAGGCCCUUGCAAUGGCUUCCAUUGACGUAUAUAGCAAUCCAUUUCUGAUGGGUAAAAUUAAAGAUGAAUUUCAGCUGCAGUUGCAAACAGGAUUAUGAUUAGGAUUAUAGUGUUCGUGAAAAACUAAAGAUUUGACAUAACUAUGAAGAAAAACAACAUAAUGAUAUUAAACAGAUAUUAUUUGAGACUUUAAAUGAGCAGUGGAAGGCAUUGUUUUGUGGAUAUAUCAAGAACCGUUAUAAAUCGGAUUACCCAAUAAUUUAUUCUAUUUCAAUUGUAAAUACUGAAAGAAAAAAAAUAAUAUCAACCCUAAUGCUGAGAUGAUUAAAGUUCUGUCUCCAAUGAUAUGCUGACAAAGAAUAUUGGCAUAGCAGUUUAUUUGGAUUAUUUUUUUUUUUACACUUAUUUUUUCAUUAGCUCCUUUUAAAGAUACAAUAAUUAUUUUGUAAUUAUAUAUUUGAUCUUUAUUUUGCGAUUUACUAUUGGUUGACAGCCUAAAGGAUAUACCAAUUAAUUUCUUUUCAUGAGAUUCUAUAUUUAGCACAUAAGAAAACUUUUUAUGGAUAAGCUUAAUGCUUUGAAUGUUAAAUCAAUGAAAUUCUGAUCUUUAUACAAAAGUCAUCAUUCAGAAUCAAUUAUUAGUUUUACGAAUAUAUCAAGGUCGAGAAUCUGAGUUUCAAUUUACCGUAUCAUCUUGAAAGUUGAUCAAUAAGAGUUAGCGUAUAUUUGAUGAAAGGAUGGAAUUCCUGUUAAAUUGACCAGGAUAAUUAAUUGUCAUUGUCUUGCCAAGUUUUGUAAGCAACUUAAGAAUUAAUUAGUCUCAAUAGCAUUAAUUAAUGGAAUUUCGUAAUGAAAUAACCUAAGCCAGGUGCAUAAUGAAAUUACAUGGUAUUGUUAUGUGAGGUCACUAUGAAUGACACUUUGGGAUUCAAUGGGUGAAAAUUGCUGUAAUGUAUAGUCUUAUAGCACUUGUUUGGUGUUAUCAUAGGAUGGUGUUAUCAUAGGAUGGUGUUUCAAAACUGAAGUUCCAAUACAAUUAAAAUUUUUAAAAUGUCUCUUCUGUUCAACUAAUGAGCUUUAAUGCAAUGAUUCUAUUCAAUGUACCAAUAGUUCCAGUUACGAUGAUUAUGAAAUCCAAGUUAAAUACCAUGAUAGGUUUGCAACUCAACCUAUAUUAAUAUUAUGUGACAGUGUAUCAUUCUAGCCGGUUACCGGAAAUUUGAUCGAAAGAAAUUUCGUCGACGGUAAAUUGAUCGACGGUAAUUUGAUCGAACGGAAAUUUGGUUGAAUCUUUUUUUCCGUUCGCACGUUGAAAUUGUCGUCAAAUUUCUUUUUGAACGCACUAUACUAUUUAGUAAAACAAAAUAAUUCGUUCAAAAAGAAAUUUGAUACAAAAUUGUUACGUAAAAAUUGAAAAGAAGAUUCAACCAAUUUUCCGUUCGAUCAUAUUACCGUUGACCAAUUUACCGUCGACGAAAUUUCUUUCGAUCGAAUUUCCGGAUACGAUUCUAGCCAGCUACUAUUAAUAAUGUAAUGCUUUUAAAACCUGAAUCAGAAUGUUAGAAUUUUCAGCAUGUCCAACAAUUUGAUCAUAGGCCAGAAUCACCAUUCUUAUCCUUAGAUCAAGCAAUCAUUUCAAAAGAUCGUCUAUGUAGCUUAUCCUUAUAUCAAUCAUUUCGAAAGAUCGGCUACAUAGCUUAUUCUUAUAUUUAUUUCAAUCGAUCAAUUUAAAAGAUGGUUUACGCAGAUUUUCUCCCACUUGAGUUUCUUUAUGAUGCUUCUCUGAAAGAAUUGCCUUUACAAUUUACAUAUUCUAAUUAUGUGAUACAAUUAAAUAAAUCA
Molecule: messenger RNA, 9417 nt
Organism: Lymnaea stagnalis (great pond snail)
Lineage: Eukaryota; Metazoa; Mollusca; Gastropoda; Lymnaeidae
Source: the annotation of a GenBank genome assembly